Rubroshorea leprosula is the source of this 1311-nucleotide messenger RNA. The record is from the annotation of a GenBank genome assembly. NCBI's taxonomy places the organism in Eukaryota, Viridiplantae, Streptophyta, Magnoliopsida, Malvales, Dipterocarpaceae.
GUCAAUUUUUAGAACCAUUAGCAUUGGGCUUUUCAGAUUCAUGACCACUCUGUAACCGUAAGUAUCAAUACCAAGUCAUUUUAGGAAGUGCAGUAACACUUCGGAAGCAGCUCGAUCUGCUGAUGGGUGCGUACCGUAUUGGCGACGUAAGGGAGGUGAAUCGGAAGUACUACGAUCGCGAUGUGUGCCGCCUCUACUUAUCUAGCCUUUGGCCUCACGAACUCUUCCAAUUAACGGUAUUCUCCUGAUUGAUUCCUUAAUUUUUUUUAAUCUUUUCUUUAUGAUUCGUUAAUUGUUAAAUGAUUCAUAUCCAAAUUGGAAGAAGCUAAGGCAAAAGGCAUCGAUAGUUAUGAUAGAGAGUUGGAAGAUGCUAUUGACAGGCUCAUUGUUGAGUGUGAUAGGAAAAUUGGUAGAGCUCUCAAGCAUCUUGAAGAUGAGGAUGCAAAGGCCACUACUGCUAUAUCAAUCUCUGAAGUUACUCAGACACCAGAAGUACUAGAGCUUUCAAAGCAAAUUAAGAAGAAACUGAAAGAAGUUGAUCAAUAUGAUCUGGAAGGCAAGACAUAUCUUAAAAUAUAAGCUCUAGAAGAAGUAGAAGAGCUUAGAACUAAAGGAGCAGACAAACAGUCAACACUGCUUUUGGAUGCAUUCAAGAAAGAUCUGGCAUCUUUGCCUCAACCAUUGCCAAACCCGUUAUCUUUGGCACCACUGCCUGUGCCUGCACCUGAUUCGCGGAUCCAGGAAAUGAUAAACGAGAAGCUGAAGAAAGCUGAGGAUCUUGGUGAGAAGGGGAUGGUAGACGAGGCACAAAAAGCAUUAGAAGAGGCUGAAGGCCUGAAGCACUCAAGAAGGUUUCAAUUUCUGAAUUUAUUAGUGUUUUUUCUGUAAAUUAAUUUUUAUUAGCUUGCACCUCUUCCUUCUCCUUGGUAUGCCUUAUUUGUGGAUAAUUGUUUUUCGAUACAUUCAGCUCUCUGCCAAACAGGAGCCUGUUCUGGAUUCCUCAAAGUAUACUGUUGCUGAUGUUCGCAUUGUCACUUCUGUUUUUCCUUCUUUCAGUUUCACAGAAGAAAAACUAUGAUAAAAAGUAGAUAAGAAAUCGCAGACACACUUGGACCUUCCAGUGAUUUCCAUGCAACAUGACAAUGUCUCAAGUGGUAUCCAUGCUGUCCUCAUUAUCCAAUUAAUCAACUUAUGGUCGUGGACCUAUAUUCUCUUGUUACUAUUACAAUCAUAGGCAAACAAAAUUCAUGUUAGAGAACUCUUAAGAUAUUGGAAAGUACUCUCCAAUAUUAGUAAAGUCUAUCUUUGUAU